Molecule: messenger RNA, 3000 nt
Organism: Coprinopsis cinerea okayama7#130
Lineage: Eukaryota; Fungi; Basidiomycota; Agaricomycetes; Agaricales; Psathyrellaceae
Exons: 2
Coding region: 1-3000 (999 amino acids)
Cellular component (GO): nucleus
Molecular function (GO): histone binding; protein heterodimerization activity
Source: RefSeq, a predicted model, not a curated record
AUGUCUGGGCUAAUGGAGCCUCCUCCACUAAAAAUUCAUCAAAAACCGCCUCUCGUCACUCCUUCUGCAUCCCCACCGCCAUCCCGUCCAUAUCUGCCCAAACAACCAUCGUCGGCGCCGUCCGCAACGAGUAGUUCACACCGUUCUGCCUCAGUCUCGUCCGCCCAGCAGCGAUCUCGCGUUUCUGCGACACCGAAACCUCACCAGACGCCGGCACCUUCAACUGGUCAAACCCCGUCACCAGAGGAUAUUGAUUUUCAACAGAAACGGCAAGCAUCGGCCCUGCGUUUACUUGAUGUAUGGUCUAAAUUGGCGGAACGGUAUACCCGCCGCCUGGACGAGGAUGAUAUAGUCGACAUUGUCUCUGGGAGGAUUGUCAAAGACAACGGGGUGCUGCGGAAGUCGAAGACAGUGUGGUUUGGAAAUGGGGAGAAGACACAUGGGGAGGAGUCUGGUGAGGACGAGGAUGAAGAGGAGGAGGAGGACGGCGAAGAGCGGGCAGGGGAUGAUGGGCACCAAGAUGAUGAUGAUGAGCUGGAUGCUUUUGCGGACGUUGACGACGGUGGAGACGAGGAAGAAGACAGAGAAGGAGAUCAAGAGGAGGAAGAGGAAGAGGUGCUGGAGAUUAAAGGUAAGGUGGACCCUGUGCCACCGGUCACGCCUCAAAAUCCCCUGGAUGCUGCAGACUUGAAGGAGUUCCUUGAGACGGAAAGGCUGCGGCGCGACGUCCUAGGGAGCGAACCCGAGGACGACCCUGUGGACCCCAAUGCUUUGGAUAACGACGGUACGGAUGCCUACGGGACCGGAGGCUCAGACAUUUACGACGUGGAUUAUGCCGACGUUGAAGUGGAUGUCGAAACGCCAAAACAAAAAACCGAAAAGUCGACUGUGCGGAGGAGCAGGGGUGUCCCGCCUGUGGGCGAAUCUGAUUCCGAGGACGAACUCAAUUUCAAUCUUGCCGAAGAAGCAAUUCCCGAAGACAUCCAAGAGCCUGAAUACCUUGCAUCUUCAACGGACAGCGACGAUGAAAUUGAAAUUGUGAAAAUCGUUCAACGACCUCCGCCUAAACCCAAGGCUUCCCCGGCUUUCAAGGCGCCUAUUGUGAAAGCUGACCAUCAAACGCAGCUUCAGACACCACCAUUAUCCAGGACUUCCAUGCAACCCACUUUCUCCUCCCUUGCUGAUGAACUUUUCUCGACUCCGCCCCCUCAGGAAGAGCCUUCCAUUGACGCCCCUCCGGAAACACCGGAAAUUCCAAUCGCCUCCACGUCCUUCAAACCUGCGAAAUCCACGCCUCGUACUCCCAAGGCCCAAAAGUCACAGCCCAAAGACAUUCCUUCAACCUCGAAGGCUCAGAAGCCGAUUUGUGCGACUUCCUCACCUUUCCCCAAACCCAAGGUACCUGGCAAACUGGUCCCAGAAGUUGUUAUCGAAAGGCAGACCCCAUUCGAAGGCGCCUCACAUCACUCGAUGAACAGCGUUGAGCGAAGACCUGGCACAUCCCCGACGAAGGGUGAAUUGCGACGAGAGCGGCUGCGCGAGGAAAAACGGGAAGGGGCCCCGGAAGACUCCACACCGACGACGUCUGCGUCAACUCCGAAGGCCUCUCGAGGCCCGACCGCGUCUUCAGUGAAUACAAAGUUCCCAACUGUCGAUAUUCCCUCCAUAGAUAAAAGACCAGAUUCUAUGAACGAGGACCACCCAGUAGCGGAACCUUCUAGCCGUCGAAAGCGGAAGAGGAGCAUUCCACCCUCAGCUUCUCCGGGAGAAACACUCGCGGGUCCCUCGCGCUUUCCCCAGCACAGUGUCGCUUCUUCGUCCAAGGUGCAGCUCACAAGUUACCGAGACCCCGAUCCCAAUGUGUCUGAAGGGGGGUCUCCAACUCGAGCCAAAGAUGCCAGGAAAAGCAUUCAGCAGCGAUCGCCGCGCAAGCGUCGGUCUAAAUCUCGACCUCGGCCAUCCCCGUCUGAAGAUGCGGACGACUCUGGAUCUGAAAGCGAAACGCUCCAACAUCCCAACCAUUUUUAUCCUUAUUACAGUCAACAUCCGCCCAACCCGACAUACCCCUAUGCGCAACCCUUAUACCCACCUCCCCCACCUCCUGGUCCAUCUCAAUACACCAGGGGAUUCACGCCUAUGCCACCUCCGAAUGUACCACAGCACGGUCGAGGUUAUACGCCGAUGCCGGAUCCUCACUCGGACUACUUCGUGUCGCAGGUCGCUUCGCGAGUAGUAGCGGCACUGUGGAAUCCGGGUGCAAUGCCUCCACAUUUUGGCCCUCCCCCUGGGCAACCACCUUUUACGCCUUCUUCGUCUCAUCAUAGGAUGAGCCACCAUUAUAACUACGCGACACCCCCACACCAACAUUAUCCAUAUCCACCAUAUCACCAUCCUGAUUUCUCACGUGCAACAGCACCUCCUGACACACCGUCUGAACGAGAGUCUUCCUCUUGUCGGUCAGAAGGCGGGAGAAAGAAGAGUAUCGUGCACAGAAGUCGUUCGAAGGGAAGGGCAGUCUCGUUCAAACCCUCGACGGAUAGGAAGAGGAGAGAUGCCUCUCCAACGGACGACGACGACGACGACGACGACAGCGUACUCGCACAUUCCAGUCCCUUGAAGGGAAAGGAUGCCGCGUCGACGUCAGCUUCUGGGAUGAGGCGAAGCAACUCGACUUCGGCUAUUCCUUUCCAUGCAUCGACUUCCAAAGGCAAAGGAAAGGCUCGCCAAGAGGACUGGGAAGAUGAGGACGUUGCGGAUCGUGCGCGCUCGAGAUCUGACCCCUCUAGCGAAGAGGAGUCUGUGGAGGAAGGCCCGCUCUCAUCUGGUCUGAGAGGCCGAUCUCGAGCGAGAGAACGGACUCCUCAACCACCUAGUUCUUCCAGAUCCAAAACCGCUUCGAAUUCGAAAGGAGUUUCAGUUGCGAAGGAAAGGAAAGGCAAUGUCAGUGGCGGUAAUAAAAAAUCGACAAAAAACAAGUCGGCCGCCAUGUCGAUCUCAUGA